Molecule: messenger RNA, 1357 nt
Organism: Mucor mucedo
Lineage: Eukaryota; Fungi; Mucoromycota; Mucoromycetes; Mucorales; Mucoraceae
Product: phosphoribosyltransferase-like protein
Exons: 4
Coding region: 58-1299 (413 amino acids)
Biological process (GO): ribonucleoside monophosphate biosynthetic process; purine nucleotide biosynthetic process; 5-phosphoribose 1-diphosphate biosynthetic process
Cellular component (GO): ribose phosphate diphosphokinase complex; cytoplasm
Molecular function (GO): ribose phosphate diphosphokinase activity; magnesium ion binding
Source: RefSeq, a predicted model, not a curated record
AUUUUUUUUUCUUCUUCUCACUCUUUUUCACCUUUUUCUUUUACAAAAAACCGUUCAAUGAAAGGACCUGUUAUUUUAGGCGGUUCCAGUCACCCAAAGCUCGUACAAGAGAUCUGUGAUCGUUUGGGUAUUGAAGCGGGCAAAUCCCGUCUCAGCAAAUUCAGCAAUAACGAAACCAGUGUCGAAUUAUAUGAAAGUGUACGUGAACAAGAUGUGUAUGUGAUUCAAUCGGGUUGUGGACACGUCAAUGACAACUUUUUCGAACUUCUCAUCAUGAUUCAAGCUUGUCAAACUGCCUCUGCUCGUAAAGUCACUGCCGUCAUUCCUUUUUUCCCUUAUUCCAGACAACCCGAUGCACCCUUUAAACGUUCGGGCGCACCUUUCAUUCGUCCCCCUCCCAUGACCGUACCUUCUUCGCCUAAAACUACACCCUCUACCCCCAAAAACGAAGUAGCGGAAAACCCAUUUGAACCAGCCAUUGCACCCGCCUUGUUCUCUCGAUUGUCAAAUGAUUUGGACGCUGGUCAGCAAAUCAAGUUGGGCGCUCCCAGUGUUCGUAGUCAUGGCAUCAGUACUUCCGUUCAAGGCAAUAAUAAACAAGUGUCAAAUAACAAUGUCAAUGAUGGAUAUAAACAAUGGGUCGUACGAUCAGGUACUUUAAUUGCUGAAUUAUUGACAUGCGCAGGUGCCGAUCAUAUCAUUACAAUGGAUUUGCACGAUCCUCAGUUCCAAGGGUUCUUUGACUGUCCUGUGGAUAAUUUAUCAUCAUUGCCAUCCAUGGGUCGAUAUAUUUACCGUAGCAUUCCUGGGUAUGAAGAAGCAGUGAUUGUCUCUCCCGAUGCCGGUGGAGCCAAAAGAGCCACUUCAAUUGCCGAGAAAUUACAUAUGGACUUUGCAUUGAUUCAUAAGGAACGUCGACGACCUGACAAGCCUCAAAAGCACGAUUUGAUGUUGGUAGGCGAUGUACGUAACAAGGUGUGUAUUCUAAUCGAUGAUAUUGCGGAUACUUCCUUCACUAUUACUAAGGCAGCCAAACUCUUGCACGAGAAUGGGGCCACCAAGAUUUACGCCUUGAUUACACAUGCAGUUUUAUCAGGCGAUGCAGUGGAAAGAAUUCAACAAAGUUAUCUGGAUCAUGUGGUUGUGAGUGAUUCCGUACCUCAAGAUGAACACUUGUUAAAAUGUGACAAGUUCAAGAUCUUACCGGUCGCUUCACUUUUCGCUGAAGCCAUUCGACGAAUUCAUUUUGGUGAAAGUGUUAGUACCUUGUUUGAUCCUGAGUAUGAGUUAUCCUUUUAAAAAAAACAGAAAAAGAAAUAAAAAAAAAAAGAAGAAAGAAAAUAGGAAAUGUUUAUUU